UCAGCGCAGCCGGGCGCGUCCCCUCAGGUGCGGCUAUCCCUCGACUACCAUGUCUGCACCCGGGAUCCCGGUUCUCUGCCUUGUGGGUGUGUGCCUGCUGCUGCUGCUGCUGCCCGAGCCUGCGGGCGGCGUGGGAGCGGUUCCCAUUGCUAUCACAUGCUUUACUAGAGGUCUAGACAUCAGGAAAGAGAAAACAGAUGUCCUCUGCCCAGGAGGCUGUCCUCUUGAAGAAUUCUCCGUGUUUGGGAACAUAGUAUAUGCUUCUGUAUCAAGCAUCUGUGGAGCCGCUAUUCACAGGGGAGUAAUUAGCAACUCAGGAGGACCUGUGCGAAUCUAUAGCCUACCAGGUCGAGAAAACUAUUCCUCAGUGGUUGCCAAUGGCAUCCGAUCGCAAACCCUUUCCAGAUGGUCUUCUUCUUUCACAGUGACAAAAGGCAAAAGUGGUACCCAGGAAGCUACAGGACGAGCAGUGUCCACAGCACGUCCUCCAACAGGUAAACGACUCAAGAAAACAUCUGAGAAGAAAGCUGGCAAUAAAGACUGUAAAGCAGACAUAGCAUUUCUUAUCGAUGGAAGUUUUAAUAUUGGGCAGCGCCGAUUUAACUUACAGAAGAAUUUUGUUGGGAAAGUGGCUCUAAUGUUGGGAAUUGGAACAGAAGGACCACACGUCGGCCUUGUUCAAGCCAGUGAACACCCCAAGAUAGAAUUUUACUUGAAAAACUUUACAUCAGCCAAAGAUGUUUUGUUUGCCAUAAAGGAAGUAGGUUUCAGAGGGGGUAAUUCCAAUACAGGAAAAGCCUUGAAACACACCGCCCAGAAAUUCUUCACAGCAGACUCUGGAGUGAGAAAAGGGAUCCCCAAAGUGGUGGUGGUAUUUAUUGAUGGUUGGCCUUCUGAUGACAUUGAGGAAGCAGGAAUUGUGGCCAGAGAGUUUGGUGUCAAUGUAUUUAUAGUCUCUGUGGCCAAACCUAUCCCUGAAGAACUGGGAAUGGUUCAGGAUGUUGCAUUUGUUGACAAGGCUGUCUGUCGGAAUAAUGGCUUCUUCUCUUACCACAUGCCCAACUGGUUUGGCACCACAAAAUAUGUAAAGCCUCUGGUACAGAAGCUGUGCACUCACGAGCAAAUGAUGUGUAGCAAGACCUGUUACAAUUCAGUGAACAUUGCAUUUCUAAUUGAUGGCUCCAGUAGUGUUGGAGAUAGUAAUUUCCACCUUAUUCUGGAAUUUGUUUCCAACAUAGCGAAGACUUUUGAAAUCUCAGACAUUGGUGCAAAAAUAGCUGCUGUACAGUUUACCUAUGAUCAGCGCACAGAAUUCAGUUUCACUGACUAUAGCACCAAAGAGAACAUCUUGGCUGUUAUCAGAAACAUUCGCUAUAUGAGUGGUGGGACAGCUACUGGUGAUGCGAUUUCCUUUACUGUCAGAAAUGUGUUUGGUCCCAUAAGGGAUAGCCCCAACAAGAACUUCCUGGUAAUUGUCACAGAUGGGCAGUCCUAUGAUGAUGUUCGAGGCCCUGCUGCUGCCGCACAUGAUGCAGGUAUCACCGUUUUCUCUGUUGGUGUGGCAUGGGCACCUCUGGAUGACCUGAAAGAUAUGGCUUCUAAGCCAAAGGAAUCACAUGCUUUCUUCACAAGAGAGUUCACAGGAUUAGAACCCAUUGUUUCUGAUGUCAUCAGAGGAAUUUGUAGAGAUUUCUUAGACUCCCAGCAGUAAUGAUGACAUUUUGACAACUGAAAGAAAAGUGCAAGGCACCAAAUGUAUAAGUGUAUUCUUGUAAUGCUGCAACAAUAUAUAGAUUACUAGGAUGAGAUACAAAACUAUUAAAGAUGUCAACAGCUAUUUUAAACAAACAAGCAUUCAUUUAAAGCUACUACUUUCUAAUUACAAUUUAGACUUAAUUGUUCAAAACAUUCUGCUGAAGCUUCAUAAUCAUGACUCUUAGAAACUCAGGAAAGAAGAGAUAUUAUGGAUUAAAAUAUUAGUUCUAACAUGCCUACUACAUGUAUACAUAUGCAAAUUCCAGAGCUCUUAAUAAAAGAAUUUGAUACUUAGAACAAAAGCAA
This is a messenger RNA of Talpa occidentalis (Iberian mole), 2061 nucleotides long. RefSeq names its product cochlin (gene COCH). The record is from RefSeq and is a predicted model, not a curated record. Bases 50 to 1711 code for a protein of 553 amino acids. Lineage: Eukaryota; Metazoa; Chordata; Mammalia; Eulipotyphla; Talpidae. The transcript has 12 exons.